Molecule: messenger RNA, 1929 nt
Organism: Meloidogyne enterolobii
Lineage: Eukaryota; Metazoa; Nematoda; Chromadorea; Rhabditida; Meloidogynidae
Source: the annotation of a GenBank genome assembly
AUGAGCCGACGAAAUCGUGAUAGCAGAUCAACAAGCUCUUCACUUUCUAGAUCGAGAUCUACCUCUCGAUCGACAUAUGAUAGUUCUCCACGUGAUCGUGAUUAUAGAACCGAUCGUUCUCGUUCUCGUAGUAGAAGCAGAAGUAGGGACCGUGGAAGAUAUUCCCGUAGAAGGUCACCAAGACGAAGGAGAGAACGCACCAGGAGUCCGUUCUCGCGUCGGCGUUCACCUGCUGAUACUGCUAAACCUUCAAGCAAAGUUAUUUUGACUUCUUUACCCUCGUAUGUCGACAAGGAUGUGCUUAAUAUUCUACUAGCAAGGCAAGGUUACCAUCCAAUUGACAUUCGUGUUGUGCGACGUAACACAGAUGGUGGUUCUGUUCGCGUUUUUGGUUUUAUCGAAUUUUCUGAUGUUUACACUGCUGAGGAUUGGAUUAGUUUUAACAAGGUUUGCUUCGUUCUUCAUGACUUUAAGACAUUUUUUAAAUUUCUUUUAAAGGGAUAUUUAAAGCUUGACGAUGGUUUUCAAUGCACAAUAAAUAACUUUAAUCGAAGGACUAAUUGUUUCAAGUGCGGAACUUCUAGACAGGAGUCGGAUGCUAUGGAGGCUAAAGGUUAUGCUAUGGUUGGAGUUUCUCCUUCAGACACGUUGUUAAUUCGCGAAUUGCCCGUUACUGUUACUGAAGAAAUCAUUCGCUCAUCUCUUGGGAAAUAUACGGAUCUGACUAUUCAACGCGUUCAAAUAUCCUCUUCAAAGCUAUAUGCUUUUGUUCAAAUGAGGUCAAGUGAUGAAGCGGGAACUGUUCUUCAUAUUUUCAACAAAACCGUUCCUUACAUUGAUAAUUGUGCAGUGAUUAUUACGUAUUCGCGCCAGUCCCUCAAUCAAAUACUCAUACUGGAAAAUGUCAAUAUUUUGAAGAGCCAGAGCGGAAUCAGUAGCUCUAGCAUCAACCCCACAAACUCCGCUGCUCAACUUGCCCAAAAUGCAAUAAGAAUCGCCAAUAUGGGACGCUCAACGCCUAAUGCUACACCAGCUGUUUCCACAUAUGAAGUGCCCCCUCGACAGUGUGUAUCAACGCCUUUUGGUUAUCUGCCUGUCUAUGAAACACCGGAUCCGAAAUCCUUCCAAUUUGAACCUUCCUCUGGAUAUUAUUAUGACACUGCGACUGGAUUUUACUUUGACUCGAAAACUCAAUACUAUUUUAACACCAAUACUAAUCAUUGGAUGUUUUGGUCUCAUCGCUAUUCUUGUUACAUUGAUUGCCACGGAGGUGAUGACGAGUUGAAAAGCAAAUUGCAGGAGGAGGAACGUUUGACACGUCAGUCUACUGAAUCUUGCUCAGUUGCUAAUCUUCCUACUAGUUCUUCUAAUGAAUUGGAAACAAACUUGCCAAAAACUCCCCAAGAAAUACAAAAGGAAAUGGAAAAGUGGGCUCGUCGACAGGAUAAAAUAAAAAUGUCUUUUAAACAACCGCAAAUGCCUGUUUCAACCGUUGAGAAGUCAAAUGUUAUGAGCAAACCAAUAAAUAAGAAUGUUGUGGAAUCACCGCUUGAGCCUAUCAAGAAGCCUUGGGACGACGACGAUGAUGAUGGGUCUGAAGUUGUGCCUGCUGGUGCUGCUCUGCCUGGAAAAUAUCUUGGUGUCACGCAUCGACUGUUUCGUGUCAGAAAGGCCAGGGCGCAGAUGAGUGCUGGACUUGCUGUUUCCAGUGAUACUCCAAUCGAACAAAGCAAUGACCAACAGCAGCCUCUCUCUGGCAGAGACCAUGGUGAUAGUAUUGGCGCUGAAUCUGAUGAUCAUUCUAAUGCAUUUGAUGAGUCCAAAUACAUUGAUCAGACCAAAAAGUUUUGCCUUCUUUGUCGCCGCCAGUUUCCAGAUGUUCAAACACUAGAUAAACAUGUUAACAUGAGUAAUUUACAUAAGGUAUGA